Clarias gariepinus (North African catfish) is the source of this 2714-nucleotide messenger RNA. RefSeq names its product zinc finger protein 367 (gene znf367). The transcript is spliced from 5 exons. NCBI's taxonomy places the organism in Eukaryota, Metazoa, Chordata, Actinopteri, Siluriformes, Clariidae. The coding region runs from base 336 to 1277 and encodes 313 amino acids. Gene Ontology annotation, biological process: regulation of transcription by RNA polymerase II; central nervous system development. The record is from RefSeq and is a predicted model, not a curated record. Gene Ontology annotation, cellular component: nucleus. Gene Ontology annotation, molecular function: RNA polymerase II cis-regulatory region sequence-specific DNA binding; DNA-binding transcription factor activity, RNA polymerase II-specific.
AAGAGGGUCGGCUAACUAGAACAAGUACCACCGUGAGUUUAGCGGAAAGUACCUAGUUUUACCGACGCAGGCGUAGAGAAACUCGUAAUUUAUUAGACGUUUUUUGGUUUGAAAUGUAUAUUUUAUUGCGGACCCGACCCGAAUAGUUUUACUCGAUGCUUCAGAUAAACUGAUUGGUCUGCAUACAUGAUUGUAAGGGUUUUCUAAGGCACUGGAUUUGCUCUUUUAUAUGACACUUUGAUAUCAGCAAGGAUUUUAACAGAACAUUUUUAUAAAGGACGUUUUGAAUUUUUUGCUUUUUCUUUGUUUUACCAUAUAUUUAUAUUUUUUCGACGAUGACAGACGCCAAGCACCCUCAAAUGAUUUUUUGCAACGACUCGCCCAAAAGAGUGCUGGUUUCUGUAAUCAAGACUACUCCUAUCAAGCCGAAAGCUAUGGACUCGGUGAUGCCUACUAGUCCCGGUUUUAGUGACUUCAUGGUGUAUCCGUGGCGAUGGGGAGAAAAUGCACACAAUGUGACUCUGAGUCCGGGAUCGGGCACCGGAGCCGCUUCUCCCCCGAGAAACAGCGCUGCUGCAGACUCUGACCUCGCGUCCUGCGCAGAGCACCUGAAGGAUGGGAUCCGGCGUGGACGGCCACGUGCCGAGACAGUGCGUGAGCUCAUCAGUGAGGGUGAAAACUCCACUAGUCGUAUCCGCUGCAAUGUCUGCAACCGUGUUUUCCCACGAGAGAAAUCACUGCAGGCGCACAAACGCACUCAUACAGGGGAGAGGCCAUACCUGUGUGAUUAUCCAGAUUGCGGGAAGGCCUUCGUCCAGAGCGGCCAGCUUAAAACCCACCAGCGACUACACACUGGGGAGAAGCCCUUUGUUUGCUCAGAGAAAGGCUGUGGAAGCCGUUUUACUCACGCUAACCGACACUGCCCUAAGCACCCAUAUGCCAGGCUGAAGAGGGAAGAGCCUAGUAGUGAGCCUGGAAAAUCACAAGGGGCUGACAACAAAGCUGUGGCUGAGUGGUUAACAAAGUACUGGCAGAUGCGUGAGCAGCGAACUCCUGUUCCAAGUAAAGGAAAAACUCUGAACAAGGUGACGGUUGAGGAUCAGGAGCAGCAGGACCCCAUGGACUACCUGCCCUCGGAUGAAGGUGAAGAGGAAGAACAGGAUGAGGGGAAGAGUAGUGGAGGAGGAGUGGCCGCGCGGCGACGCCUCCAGGAACAGAGAGAGCGGCUCCAUGGAGCACUGGCUCUUAUUGAGCUAGCCAACAACCUGUCUCCAUAAACUAAACUCUUGGGUUGCAUAUUGGUGGGAAAAUUCUAGCUUACAUCCAAACAAUGACAAAUGAAAAAUCAUUUUUUUUUUUGGUCAAAGGUUUUUUUUGGUCUAAAUUUAGGAUUUUCGUCAAUAAUUGGUAUAGCCAAGCACGUUUGCCACAUUUGCAACCCAAGGAUUUACGACCUGUUGUGGUCGUCAUAAGCUAAAAAGCACCUUAUUUUUUGCUUACAGUUUAACCUUAGGCUGCUACCAUGGUAGAUUUGUUAAUAUGAAGAAUGUUUGACUCUUAUUUUCAGCUUAUCAAAGAGAGAGAUGAUAAUUUUUGUGUUUUGUUUGGAAUUUGUCAUGCACUUUUUUACGGUAACGAGUUUUUCUCUUUCAGUUGCGUGUGGAAUUGAGCAUGUUAAUAUCAUGUACAUAGAUGGUUUUAAGGUGUGUGUUAUGAUUUGGAGUGCAUUAAGAUGCUGCACUUGUCAUUUGGUGUGGGAAUAAGCAGAUCACUCAAGAGAACCCGGCAUGGGCUUUGUAUGAGAAGAGAGGCUAUGCUCUCUGAUAAGCUGCACCACAGAGUAAACACAGUAGAGCAAUUUGUUACACAUAUAUUCAGUCCACUUUUUUUGUCAUAUGUAUGUUAUACUACGUUUGAGGUUUAGACUGCGCAGUAACAUUAACUAACACAGCUUGGUCAAACUGUAGAAAGCACCAUAUACUUUCCAAUUUGCAAGAACAUAGUAGCUUGUAGCCGCCGAUGUUUUAUGGUCAUAUCUCAUUUAUCCAGAUUUACAUUAUUUAGUGUUACUUCGACAUGAAGCAGUUGGGCAGUGGGAUCCUCGGUAAUGGUUAUGUCAGCUUUCAAAGUGUGACUAGAGAAAGACUUUCCACUUAAAAUCAACAGACAGCACUUGUUUUGGCAAUGAGAAGAGUUUUUUUUAUAUACUGAUGGUGGCAUACUCACAGAUUAACACUACAUUAGGUUGUUUUUGUCCCUCUCUAAAACCCAUGCCACCUCAAAAUACUGAAAACAUUAAAUGGUCAGUACAGUAAAGUUUGGUUGAAUUACAUAUGAACUCCAAAACUUAAUCUGGUGAAAAUAUACAAAACUGGAAAACAUCUUUACUCUUGAAUAUCUAAAACAAAAACAGAUUAUAUAAUGUACACCUAAUUUCUUUGUAUUGUAUUCUUAUAUGUGUAUAUAAAUGAAUAAUAUAUUCCACUAAGUCAUUUGGAAACACGCACGAAUUGUAAGUUAAAAUUUCAGAAACCUUUUUUUUUUUGUGAAUUUUUUUUUGUGUGUGUUUGUGAGUGACAACAGAAUGUAAAUCAAGUUGUUCAGUCUGUAACAUGGAAAAGUGUGAUGUUUGAAAAAGGACAUUGUAAAUGUACAAAGCAGGCAUUUUCUUGGACUAUCCUGGUUAGUACUGCUGGUUUUCAAUAAACACCAUA